GAGCCACCAGUGCCCAGCGUAGGACAGUACCUGCGGGAGGAGAUUGCUCGGAGGGUCCCCAUUUUGGAGGGGAGUGAGGAGGAGAAUGCUCAGCGGCUGCAACUGGCCAUCCUCGCUGCCUGCCUCAAGCUGGAGUGCUGCAUCAGCGGGACCCACAGCAUGGACCUGGUGGCCCUGGAGCCCUUUGGGGAAUACGUCUCCCUGCCUGGCCUGGACUGCACCUUCCCAGGCGGCUACAGCCGCUUUGCCCCAUCCAUGUCGUCGGCUCUGCCGGAGGGCACCAUCCUGCUAAACAAGGCAGUGAAGACCAUCCGGUGGAGAGGGUCCUUCCGCCAGGAUGGGGACGAGGCCAGGGAUUUCCCCAUCCAGGUGGAAUGUGAGGACGGAGAUGCCUUCCUCGCCGACCACGUCAUCAUCACCGUCCCGCUGGGUUUCCUCAAGGAACAUCACCAGGACUUCUUCCAGCCUCCACUGCCAGAGCGGAAAGCAGAGGCCAUUCACCGCCUGGGUUUCGGCACCAACAACAAGAUCUUCCUGGAGUUCGAGCGGCCUUUCUGGGAACCCGAGCAGCAGCUCCUCGAACUGGUGUGGGAGGACGAGUCACCCCUCGAGAAGCCCAGCGCUGACCUGGAGGCCAACUGGUUCAAGAAGCUCAUCGGAUUCGUGGUCCUCCAACCGCCAGAGCAGAACGGGCACGUCCUCUGCGGCUUCAUCGCAGGGAAGGAGUCGGAGUACAUGGAGACGCUGAGCGACACAGAGGUUCUCAGCACCAUGACGCGCGUCCUCCGCACGCUGACAGGGAACCCGCACCUGCCCGCUCCCAGGAGCGUGCUCAGGUCCCGCUGGCACAGCGCGCCCUACACCCGGGGCUCCUACAGCUACGUGGCCGUCGGCAGCUCGGGAGAUGACAUCGAUGCCCUGGCUCAGCCCCUGCCCGAGGACCCCAAGGACCCCAGGCCUCUGCAGCUCCUCUUCGCUGGUGAGGCCACCCACCGCACCUUCUACUCCACCACCCAUGGGGCCCUGCUGUCGGGUUGGCGAGAAGCAGAGC
Messenger RNA from Mesitornis unicolor (brown roatelo), 1051 nucleotides. RefSeq names its product polyamine oxidase (exo-N4-amino) (gene PAOX). NCBI's taxonomy places the organism in Eukaryota, Metazoa, Chordata, Aves, Mesitornithiformes, Mesitornithidae. Gene Ontology annotation, molecular function: polyamine oxidase activity. The record is from RefSeq and is a predicted model, not a curated record. The transcript is spliced from 6 exons. The annotation marks the transcript as partial.